This is a messenger RNA of Kwoniella botswanensis, 639 nucleotides long. RefSeq lists its product as uncharacterized. Lineage: Eukaryota; Fungi; Basidiomycota; Tremellomycetes; Tremellales; Cryptococcaceae. The coding region runs from base 1 to 639 and encodes 212 amino acids. The record is from RefSeq and is a predicted model, not a curated record. The transcript has 6 exons.
AUGGAAGGAAACAUCGAUAACGCCAGACAAUACUUGAACAGCGGCGAGGGACAAGGAUUGAAACAACAGCUUUUCGGAGGAGAUCAACCCACUGGUGAUCCUCAAGCUGACGCUCCAUCCUUCGACCAUCAAGGCAACCCCGGUCAACCUGGACAAUUCGGACAAGAAGGUCAAUUCGGUGCUGUCACUGGCAAAGGUUUCGGAGGUGGGUUUGCAGGUGGCAACCAGUCUCAACCUCAAGGCCAAGGACAAGAAGGCAAGAGAUUUGGAGAAGUUACUGGACAAGGAUUAGGUGGAGCCUUAGAAGAGAAAAAAGCGGAGAAGAAAAGUGAUUAUGAAGGAAUGGAUGUAGGGGAUAGCACAGCAACAGGAGGAUACGGCAAGAACGCCCAAGGAUUCUCUUUCUCAAGACAAAACCAGAUGGGUACCGAUCAUGAUAACCAUGCGAAUCCCGGUGGAGUUUACGGCAACGACGAUGACCACAGAGAAGGUAUUAAAACUGGUUAUUCCACUCCUGGAUAUAGGAAGGAAGGUGAUGAUGAGGAAGAGAACGCUAGGAGAUUAAACCAAAAUGUCUACGGCCAACAAGCUGAUGAUAGAGGUGCGAAAGGGAAUGACUAUAACGAAGCUGAAAUCUGA